Molecule: messenger RNA, 1275 nt
Organism: Theobroma cacao (cacao)
Lineage: Eukaryota; Viridiplantae; Streptophyta; Magnoliopsida; Malvales; Malvaceae
Product: WAT1-related protein At3g30340
Cellular component (GO): membrane
Molecular function (GO): transmembrane transporter activity
Source: RefSeq, a predicted model, not a curated record
GAGAGUUGGUUUCUCUAGUUGCUUCAGGCAUACUGCUUGAGAUGCAGUGCUGCGGACAAUGGAAACCUGUUGCUGCAAUGGUAGCUGUCAACUUUGCGCUGGCUGUAACAAAUUUCCUUGUCAAAAAAAUUCUUGAUGAAGGAGUGAGCCAUAUUAUCAUCUUAAUAUACCGUCAGGCAAUUUCUGCUGUUUUCUUGGCACCGAUUGCCUACUUUUGGGAAAGAAAAAGCAGACCCAAGCUCACAGCUCGUAUCCUAUGCCACCUUUUCCUCACUGCUCUUAUAGGGGCAACACUCUCUCAGUACUUUUUCCUUCUUGGACUUGAAUAUACUACGGCAACGUUCUCAUGCGCAUUCAUAAAUAUGGUUCCUGCAGUCACGUUUAUGCUGGCACUACCAUUUGGUCUAGAGAAAGUCGAUAUCAGAAACAAGGCCGGGGGGGCAAAGGUUUUUGGUACAUUGGUUUGCAUUGCUGGAGCUAUGGUACUGACCCUUUACAGAGGAAAAACAUUGGUCAAAUCAAAUUCACGAGCCACAACUCAUAUCAUAAACUAUGCCAAUACGAUGAUUUCAACUAAGAAGAAAGAGAGAUGGGCUAUCGGUUCAAUACUUCUGACUGUAGGCUGCAUCUUCUGGUCAUCAUGGUUCCUUCUGCAAGCCAGGAUUGGCAAGACAUAUCCAUACCAAUAUUCCAGCACUGCUUUUUUGUCUUUCUUCAGUGCAAUUCAGUCAGCCAUCUUAAGUUUGGUAGCAGAGAGGAACUUUAGCAAAUGGAUUUUGAAAGGAAAACUGGAACUAAUAACAGUGACUUAUGCUGGAAUGGUGGCAUCAGGCUUGUGUUACGUGGGAAUGUCCUGGUGUGUCAAACAAAAGGGUCCUGUCUUCACAUCUGCAUUCACUCCACUCGUUCAAAUAUUUGUAGCUAUGUUUGAUUUCUUCAUUCUACAUGGACAAAUCUACUUUGGAAGCGUCGUUGGAUCUAUCCUAGUUGUAAUUGGUUUAUAUAUCCUGCUCUGGGGCAGAAACUCCGAGGCAGAAGAAACAAAUCAGCGGAAGCAGCCCCAAGUAGAACAAGAAGAGGACCGUAAUGCAAGGUCACAAGUCUAACCAAUCUCUAGUUUCUACUUAUACAACUAGUACUGCAAGGGUUUGCCUGUGACCCGAUCCUCCUCCCAAGAACUACUUAUCGAAACAAAUGUUUCUGCAAUUAUGCUUCCUAUAUAGAAAUCGUUACUUGCUUUCCAAGUUUCAAUGCAAUCAAAAUUUCUACCUGACA